UGUGGGGUUUGUGCCUGGUUGUGUGACCUCUGGUUUCUGGUUAUUUCAGGACUUGCCCGAGCCCGACAAUAUGCAGUGGACGUGACUCUGGACCCAGACACGGCUCAUCCCAACCUCGUCCUGUCUGAGGAUCGGAAAUGUGUACAACACAGAGACACCCGACAGGAUCUGCCCGACACCCCGGAGAGAUUUGAUCCUUGUCCCUGUGUCCUGGGCUCGGAGGGGAUCACGGGCGGGAGGCGCUACUGGGAGGUGGAGGUGGGAGACAAGACAGAGUGGUACGUGGGCGUGUGCAGGGAGUCUGUGCGCAGGAAGGGGGAUGUCACACUGUCACAACGCCACGGAUACUGGGUCGUGUGGCUGGAAGAUGGAGGACACAAGCCCUGCACCUCCCCCUGGACCCCCCUCCCCGUGCGCGUGCGGCCCAGGCGGGUGGGGGUUUUCCUGGACUACGAGGGGGGCGAGGUCUCAUUUUACAACGUGACCGACAGGUCCCAUCUCUUCACUUUCACUGACACCUUCUCCGGGACCCUGCGCCCUUUCUUCAGUCCUGGUCUCAAUGCUGGGGGCACCAACGCGGCUCCCCUGACCCUGUGCCCGGUCCCAGCCCAGUCCUGAGGGAAUCCCGGUCCCUGCCAUGACCCGCGGGGGGCACAGACUGUCCCCUCCCCGUGCCCCGACUGCCACCCCUCGGUGUCCCCAGGGUGGGGGCAGGCUGACGGGUCAGGGCUGGGGUCUCCAACACAGGAGCUGCUCCAGCCUGGACCCUGGUGCUGCCCAGGCCCAGGUGUCAUCUCCCAAUCCCCAAAUGCAGGGGCGAUGCUUAGGGGCUGCACACAGGUGCACGUGCACCCCCUGAGCAUUGCAGUGCACUCCCUGCAAAAAGGUGCCGCCGACACUGUUAGCAGUUUCUGCAGGCAGUCCAUGAUCAGCCCUGGCCGCCACCGGUGCUGCUGGCUGUGCCUGUGGGUCUUCACUGAUCCCUGGUCAGCACUCGCCACCACCCCCACCCCCGCCCCUGCCCCUGCCACCAACAGUGCCGACAGCUUCUUUGGGAGCUCCCCACUAACCACCGCUGGGGUGCAGCAGCCGCCGAUGGAGCCGUGCUCUCCCCAGCCACUGGGGGCAGGUGCCAUUCAUGCCCACACGCAUAGCCCCCCCCUGGAAGGGACUGUCUCUGAACUCUCAUCCUUCACUAACAUCACUACAGUCACUCUGGGGUUUUUAUUUUGUUAAUUUGUUUGCCUCUCUCAGCACUGUUUCCCUUCCCCCCUGACCCCAUCCUCUCCCCUCCUCUUCUCUCCCCUCCCUCUAUUCCCUUUUAUAUUUAAAAUAAAUACCUUUGCAUUGUA
Molecule: messenger RNA, 1352 nt
Organism: Alligator mississippiensis (American alligator)
Lineage: Eukaryota; Metazoa; Chordata; Crocodylia; Alligatoridae
Product: E3 ubiquitin-protein ligase TRIM39-like
Exons: 2
Molecular function (GO): protein binding
Source: RefSeq, a predicted model, not a curated record